Molecule: messenger RNA, 1071 nt
Organism: Rhopalosiphum padi (bird cherry-oat aphid)
Lineage: Eukaryota; Metazoa; Arthropoda; Insecta; Hemiptera; Aphididae
Product: putative nuclease HARBI1
Source: RefSeq, a predicted model, not a curated record
AUGAAUUUCGAAAAUGAAAUACUUUUUUAUGAUGAUGAUGUUGAAUUUCAAGAAUAUUUAAAUUAUCAGCGCAGACCGUAUACUGUACGAACUAGGGUUGAUCAUUUUAGUACUUGGGAUGAACAAGAUUUUAAAAAUCGCUUUAGAUUAUCUAAAGAAACGGUUAUGAUGAUAUUAAAUAUGAUUGGCCCUACAAUAUCAUCAAAUACAGAUAGAAAUCAUGCCAUAACACCUACACAAAAACUAUUAUUAGCUCUGAGAUUUUAUGCUACAGGAUCUUUUUUAAUUAGUGCUGGAGAUGUCAUGGGUGUAAGUAAAUCUGCUGCAUGUGUUAUAGUACAUGAUGUAAGUGUAGCCUUGGCAAAACUUCGUCCUCAAAUAAUUAAAAUGCCAGAAACAAAUGACGAAAUAAAAGAGCUGCAUAAACAAUUUUAUGGUAUAGCCAAAUUUCCGUUGGUUAUUGGGGCGAUUGACUGUACUCAUAUUAAAAUUCAAAGCCCUGGUGGACCAAAUGCAGAAUAUUUCCGUAACCGAAAAGGAUGGUUUUCGCUUAAUGUCCAGACUGUAGUCUCUCCUAAGUUGAAAAUUAUGGAUAUUGUUGUUCGCUGGCCUGGUUCAACACAUGACUCUACAAUAUUUUCACAUUCGAAAAUAAAUAAUGAUUUACAUGUUACUCAAAACUGGGGAAAUAGCUUAAUAGUUGCAAAUUCUGGUUAUGCCAACACUAUGCAUAUUGUUACACCAUUCCUGAACCCCCAUGUAGGGCCAGAAAACUUAUACAACGAAUCUCAAAUUCGUACUAGAAAUCCUGUGGAACGUUUUUAUGGUGUUUGGAAACGACGAUUUCCAGUUUUGUCUCUCGGGAUGAGAUUGCAAAUCUCUAAUAUACAAACUGUUAUAAUUGCUUGUUCGGUUCUUCACAAUAUUGCAAUUGACUGUAAUGAAGAAAUGCCAAUGGAUGAUAUUCAAUUACCUGAUGAACUGACAGAAAUAAUGAAUGCACCCAUAAUAGAAAAUCGUCAAAAUAAUGCUAGAACAAGAUUAGUAAAUGAAUAUUUUUCACAUAUCUAA